AGUUAUCCGUGGUGUCAAAAAAUUUGCUGUGGACUGUGGUUAUUUUGCUUGAGAAACCUUAAGUUUAUUUUGUCCAAAAUUUUGUAAUCAUUUUCAGACUCCAUUCCAAUUUUUUACUCUAGGUAAAGGUACAGGAAUAAGAUUAUAAAAUAUUUGCAGCUUUUCUGAGCCUUUAUUUAAACGGCCUAUUUCAAGCCAUUAGCGGCAUUUUGCUAAUGGUGCAUACCUAACAUAAACUUGAGAUGAGAUUAAUCUAUUAAACCCAAUAAAAGUCAAUAGGUCAUUUUGGGGCUACAUCACAACCAAAGAUAUCCAUUUCAAUCAAAAAGCGCUCGAAACAAUCAAGUCUCUAUACUUAUAUGGAAUAAAGUCUUUGUUUGUCCACCACGACAAUUUGGCCAACAUCUCAAAUCACGUAACUCGAAAUGACUGUCAGUUAACUAACGUGAAUACGUAGAAAACAGAAAACGUUUAAUACAGAAUUUAUUAAAUAAUGAAUAAGCUAUUUAACUUACCUUAAAUUCGAUGAAUUUAACUGAUUUUUCAAUUUAUACGUUGGUGACACUGUUAAAUACUCGAACUCUGUUCUGUGCUCAGACCCAUAAAAAGAAAAAUAUAAACACAAAAGGUGCUAUAAUUUAUAGAUAUAUAAGUAAUCUGUCAAUUUUAGUAUCUAAAACAUAAAAAAAUAAGGUACUAAAAUAUUCAAUUGGUAAUCGAGUAUGAGAAAAAGCAAUUGUCAUAACCUGAUAAUGAAUUAUCUACUGUCAAUAUCGAAGUUAAAAAGUAAUAUGUUCGUUUACAAGUAUGUCUAGUUUACAUUUGAAGGAAUUGUUUCCUUCAAAAUUUAGUUUUAUUAUAUUUGUGGGCUACAUAUUUUUAUUUGUAAACCAAGGUAUACUCGUUACUGCUUCACAACAGUCUGAUAAUAAUUAUAAUUACAAUAUAGUGACGGUGGUACUACUAACCGAGGUUUUAAAGUUAGUGGUUUCAUCACUCUUAUACUGUAGGGAAAAUUCCGCCACAAAUCUAGUUACAGAAAUUGUAACAAAUAAAAACGUUCUGAUACUUUAUUUCAUCCCUGCAUUUUUAUACUGUUUGUAUAAUAAUUUGGCAUUUUGGAAUUUAUCUUCCUUUGACCCAACAACGUAUUACUUGUUGCUACAGUUGAGAGUUGUAAUUACAGGUAUUCUUUUUCAGGUGAUUUUUAAGAAGAUUUUAAGCCGAACUCAAUGGAUUUCCCUUUUAAUUUUGACGUUAGGAUGUAUGAUGAAACAAAUUAAUUUUCCUAUCAAUUCAAUACCAAUCAGUGACAGUGUUAAAAAAGCGACAUCGGUUUCUUUAGGAUUAGAUGCUAUUUUCAUAUUCACUCAAAUAAUAUGUUCUUGUCUGGCUGGGGUCUACAACGAAUAUCUUUUAAAAAAUCGUGGUGCCUCUGUAAAUAUUUUUGUACAGAAUGUAUUUAUGUACUUGGAUUCUAUAGUGUGUAACGUACUAAUACUUAUUUUGAAUGGAACUGUAAUUCAAGCAUUUACUUAUGAAAAUAUCGCCAAAGUUUUCACCUAUAAAGUGUUACUAGUGAUGAUAAAUAAUGCCGCUAUCGGAAUAAUAACUAGUUUUUUUUUAAAAACGUUAAACUCUAUAUUGAAAACAUUCGCAAGCGCUUUGGAAUUAAUUUUUACUGCUUUGUUAAGUUAUUUGUUAUUUGAUAUACCGAUAUAUGUUAACACAGUAUUAAGUAUUGGGACUGUUUUAUUAGCUACAUUUUUGUAUUCACAAAACCCUGUGCAUAAUCCCCCUAAACCAACCUCUGUUGAUAAAGAGAAAUUAUUACAAAUAGAAGAAGUGUGAUACCAGUUAGUUUAUAUUUGUUAUCGAUAAAAUAAACCAAGUUCAAUCCUAAACAAUUUUAAUUUUACCACCUUGAAAAGCUGACAACUUUGCUAAUAAAGAGAUGUAGUUUUAUGAGAUGAUACUGGAAAGAAGUACGUCUUUUUAGCUGGGCAUUUUAUUCAUAACUAUUCGACUUGUUAAACCUUGUCCUGUCUUAACUAUUAAUAAUGGAUUCGAAUUGGUAUAAUCUUCUAAGGCUGCCUGCACAUCUGUUACUUUUGGCAAUUCUUAGUUCGAUUCCCUUUUCUUCUUGACAUUUAUUCAUACUAUGAAAUCAAACUAAAUAUUUAUUCUUUAUUGUUAAAUUUUUCAUCUUCUACUGCAUUCUUUCAACUCGCAAACAUUAAUUUGGCUGUAAAGCCACAUGUACGAUUUUUUAAGAAUUGUGCUCUCAGAGAUCGGCGCGUACAAUGUAUAUAUUAUAUUAGAUAUGUAAAAUUAAUUACAAGAAACUCUAAAAUAUGAAAAUAUUCUUACCUUGUUUAAAAUAUAAAUUAUUAUGGAAAAAUGAAUGAAAUCAAAACUACAAUUAGGAACAUUAUUUUUAUAUAAUAUUUAAUAUUAAACUGACAAGUUUAUAGUAUUUUUAUGGUUUGCCUAAAACUGCACUUGUCUUCUAAAAUGAUGUUGAAGCAAUGAAUUAUUUUUAGUUCCCAUCUUCAUGUUAUAUUUAGACUGGAUUCUUUUCAAGAAGUGGAUAUCUCUAGCUUUUCUGCAAUAAGUAAUAAAUAGAUUAACAGUGUUAUAUGAAAAUUCAUCCACGCAGAUUAACAAAAACGAUUACUUAGAUUGAACAAUAAUAAUUAUACUAUUGUUCAAAUCUAUAUGAAAAAAAGGAGGUUAAUAAUAUUAAAGAUAGAUCGGAAUAUAAGUGGAAUUCUAGUAUUGGAAGAGAGAGAAAGACCAUCGGGUUAGCAUUCUAUAUCUCUACUCGCUUCUGAUUGGUAUUGUAUGAUACCAGCAUUUUGGUCCGUGGAGUACAAAUUAAAUUUAUGUAGAAAAUGGUUUUGAAUAAACUUUAAUAAUUUAAACAAUGAACUUGACUGGAUUUUGUACAGCGUGUAAGAAGAGACCAAGUUUACACCAGUUAGUUGUUAAAGUCACAUAUUGAGGCACUGCUGAUAAUCAUAAAUUCAUUAUUGAUUUUGAUCAAUUAUGAGCUAGCGUGGCACACAAUUUGAACAGAGUUUCACACCCCAAUAUUCAUUCAUGAUAUGUCCAACACUUUCUUGGGAUAUAUUUAGGGUCUCAGCUAUCUCAAUCAGCUUCCAAAAUUAUUUUGUGGAUUUUCAAUCAGUGACAGUAAUAUUAUUAGUAUUUAUUGAUUUGAAAUCAGCUAUGACAAAUUAGUUCAUUUUGACAAUAAUAGAGGAAAAUACCUAGAGUCAAUAAAUAAGUAGUUUAUAAAGAAUAGAUAAAUGGAAGGUUCAUGCCAGAUUUUUUGUUUAUAAGUGUUAUAAAAAAAUCAUUGUCACUUACUUGGCAGCUGCUGCUUGUUGAGUUUCGGUCCAACCUAAUGAUCUAUAUUGUGCUAAAACUUUAUGUAGUUUUUUAUUAUUUCUAGAUGGGACCACAGCAAGAGCUCUAUUAGGAUUGAGACUUUGUUUAUAAUACUUCAUAAGACUUCGAUGGCCGACAGUUAUUCCAGAUGGUAGCACUAGCUGAUAAUCUGAACCAUCUAAUUCUGGUACUUCAACCUAAAAACGUUGAGUGAAUAAAUUUAUUUGAGUAUACUACUACACAAAUAACCAGAGUGAGAA
Molecule: messenger RNA, 3653 nt
Organism: Diorhabda carinulata
Lineage: Eukaryota; Metazoa; Arthropoda; Insecta; Coleoptera; Chrysomelidae
Gene: senju
Product: UDP-galactose transporter senju
Exons: 4
Coding region: 808-1851 (347 amino acids)
Biological process (GO): pyrimidine nucleotide-sugar transmembrane transport
Cellular component (GO): Golgi membrane
Molecular function (GO): UDP-galactose transmembrane transporter activity
Source: RefSeq, a predicted model, not a curated record